This is a messenger RNA of Toxotes jaculatrix (banded archerfish), 2093 nucleotides long. RefSeq names its product CDC42 effector protein (Rho GTPase binding) 5 (gene cdc42ep5). The record is from RefSeq and is a predicted model, not a curated record. NCBI's taxonomy places the organism in Eukaryota, Metazoa, Chordata, Actinopteri, Toxotidae. The transcript is spliced from 2 exons. The coding region runs from base 158 to 1081 and encodes 307 amino acids.
CCCCGUGCCCAUCCCUUUGGAAGAAAAGAGAAAAUUCACACGGACAAACGACGGCGAGAAAAAGAGCGAGGGAAAAGCCGAGAGGGAAAAAAGCCAGAUGAAAAAGUUGGAUACUGAGGAGGGAGCCUACCAAAGACCAGAAUAUACGCUUUAAAUUAUGCCGCUUCACAAAUCAUCCCGGGCCCCUCGCCUGGACCCUACUAUGAUCUCUGCACCACUGGGUGACUUUCGCCACACCAUGCACAUUGGAAGGGGAGGUGAUGCCUUUGGGGACACCUCCUUCCUGUCCACUCUUGGCCCGAGUCCAGCCAGCCCCGACCAGGGGAGUCCAGAUAUCAUGCCAGCUGCUGAUCCUGAGGUGGCAGUCAACCACAGUGAUCUUCAUAUAGAUUCUCCAGGAAGCCCACAGAACAAUGAGCUUCAGCACUCUGAGUCACUGUCUUCAUUUACCCUAGACCUUGACCUGGAUCUGGGUCCGUCUAUGCUGGGAGAUGUAUUAGGAGUGAUGGACGGAUUGGGGCUUGACUCCAACGAGAAGGAUGUGCUCAGUCCCAAAAGUGGCACAUCCUCAGUGGAAACAAAGCAGGGAAAAGAGGCCAUGGAAAUGUCUGUGAACAUGCAGAACGAGCUGAACGGGAAGAACUUGGUUGGGUUGGAUGGAAACCAGGUGGGAGAAAGCAGAAUACCAGAUGGGAAUGGGAUCAAGCCAAAGGGGUUGAAACCAAAAGUGAGAUUCAGUGACAAACGAGAGGAGAUCAUUCGCCAGGCAUCUGAAGAGGAAGAAGGCCAAGGGUUUGACUUCCAGGAUGAGAAUCAGCUGGUGUGUCGAAGUCCAGUGAGGGGCGAGAGUGAGAGGGGUGACAGCCGAGAAGGAGAAGGUGAAUCUGAGCUCACCAAUCACAAAGUAGAUUUGCCACCUAGUCCUGCCUCAUCACAUAGCUCAGAGUAUGAAGGGGUCACCCCAUUGGACAGGAGGAGGGUCGACAGCUGCCAUUCAGAGACUGAUUCUGAAGAGGAGGAAGGGGAAGUAGGAAGAGGCUACACAUUUGAAGAUGAGUUUGAUGAUGAAAUUGGUCUAUAGGGGACAGGUAUGGUUUUCCAUUGAAAACAGAUCUUUGCUGUUGAGUAAAUCAAGGAUACUGUAUUUUCCUUAAUUCAUCUUUUCGUUAUCAUUUGAAUGGGAGGCUUAAACAUAAUAUAUCUGAAUGCAAACUGGAUUUAUCAAGACUCAGAGGCUACACAGUUAAGACGAUGUUGCUCAACUGGAAAAGACAUUUUGUGCUUUAUCUACAAGGGUAACAGAUUUGCCAAAGACUGCCAUUUCGAUCAGAAAAAGCAAAAUAUAAUUUAGGUCAUUACAGUGAAAGGUUUGUAGCACUUUGAUUUAUUUCAUUCACCUGGAAGCUUUACUAUGUUUGAUUCAGGCUAAAUGAAUGAUGCUUGCAUUGUUAAUUUUUUUAAUUAAAAAUUUGCCAUCUAAAGACCACACAACAGGCGCUGUGUUUACUGAGCUUUAUGUUAAAGUGGAGCUGUCUUUACAUUAUUGUACCCUGUGCUAUACCAAUGUCUUAUUAGUUAUUUCUCGUAUUGCAUGUUUAUUACAGUUUCCAUGUCUUCUCUUGAUAUUUAAUACAUUUGAAAAGCUUUACAAAAGGUCUCCAGAGACAUUGUCAGAAAAUAGUUAACCUGUGUAUUACGAAUUACUGUGAAUUUGUCACAUUCCUAAUCUGACACUGUUUCUCUCGUUUAGGCCUAAACAAAACUGUUCAGAAUGCAGUUGUUUUGUACGUUUUCAUACCUACCAAAGUUUCUUGGGGCUGUGGGACUGGACUGAUGCUAAAAUGCUAAGACAAUCAUGGGAUUUAAAGGUCAAACUGUAAAUCAGGACCAGUAUUUUUGUACAUGCUUUUUGCUUGUAUAAUGCUUGUUUUUAAGUGUUUUAUUUCAUAUUGCUGUAAAAGGGAGAGAUCAUUAUGCUCAUCUGUUGAAAAUGCUGGUUUAAACACUUUAACCUGUGAUUUAAUAAGGAUUACAGUGAAAACAAUAAAACUAUAAUUGAGAUUUUAAAAUAAUCACCAGCCUGGGCUGUGAUU